UUAGUUCAGGUAAACAAUUUCAAAUGUGAAGUCAUGGAGCCUCGAGUAGCGAUUUUGGGACUGUUGGUUUCACUUUAUCUAGUUAAUUAUGUACAAGGACAAGUUAUAUCUGGAAAUAUUCUACAGAUUCUCCAACGAACAACAGGAUUUUCUAAGUUUGCGCAGCUGGUUACCCGGGCACAACUGACAAGGUUCUAUGAAUCUCCUACUACUAUGACCGUGUUCGCAUUUAACGACACAGCUUAUAACCAGCUACCAUACAGAGAACGCAAUAUAAUAGACAGCUACACAGAAACAGAGCUCAAAGAUUACCUCAAAUUCUGUACAAUCCCAGGAAAUCGCGUCGCUACAACUGCCAUCCAGGACAACCAGUAUGUGCGGAGCAGUGACUCCAAUGGCGACCGCCUCUUUUUCAAUCGCGUCCAGAGAAUGGACACAACCUCAGCUGGCACAUUUGGACCAAUCAAGUAUUAUGUCAAUGGUGUGGAGAUAUCGGAGGGAACAAAUCGUGACAUCUCCGCCACCAAUGGAGUUGUUCAUGGUCUAAAUGGAGUCAUGCGGAAAACAAGUCAAAAAACAGCAUAUGGGUGGAUCCAAGAUCCAGAGGAUGCUACACAGAGAUUUACGAAAUUCAUAGAUUUGAUGAGCUACCUAAUUGUGUUGGACAACAUUCAUGACAUUUCAUCACCAGACAAGAUUACCACCUUAUUUGUUCCCAAUGACAAUGCAAUGCAAAAGAUUCCUAUCACACAGCUGGACCGACUCAAGAAUGAUCCUACAGAAUUACAACGGAUUCUUCAAGCUCAUUAUGUUCCUAAUCGGGCGAUUUUCACCAACUGUAUUUCCCACAAUGAAGGUGUAACUAAUGCUAAAGGUCAACCAUUGACCUUCAGGAAGCCGUCAGGUUACAAUGUGUAUGUCAAUAGUGACGGGGUGAGUGCGGCCAUUAUUGAGGGAAAUAUAACGGUGUCCAACGGAGUGGUGCAUGUGGUUGAUCAGCUGUUGGGAUUUGUUUAUAACAACAUACGUGAACAGAUUCAACGAGAGGGAACGAAAUUUGAGCAGCUGAUAAAUCUUGGCACAGAAAACGUAAGGAAUUCCUUGGUGCAGCCUUCAGGGGUAACUGUCUUCGUGCCUCUGGACACAGCCUUCCAGAAAAUCGCCAACAUACGCUGGGUCAACUUAAACAGUAAUCAGACAUUAGUGGAUAUGGUGCUUCGACUGCAUAUUUUAGUACCCAACAACCCGAUUAUUAUCUCGUCCUUGCCCGCGAUGAGCGGCUAUGAGAGUCGUCAAUACAGACAAACCAUGUAUAACAAUGAGAGGGUAACCAUUUAUAAUGAAAGAAAUGAAACCUGGGUACAGGGAGGUAAUGUGAAGGCUCGUGUGAUCCGGCCAGACAUAAAGACAGUUAACGGCAUGGUCCACAUCAUCGACUCUGUGCUGGGAGUUCCCUAUCUGGAUCUGCCCAUGUUAAUCUGCCAUGACGUGUGGCUUCUGCGUACAUAUGACUACAUGAGAAGAGUGGGACUAAAGAACUACCUGACGGACCGUAGAUUCACAGCAGAGAAGUGUAGCUUCGAAAUUUAUGGCUAUCCUCCAAAUUACGGAUCAGCCGUGCUCACUAACCAGGGAACCACCUGCCCUACUUAUUGUAGCCAGGCCCAGUAUCAGAACCAGUACCCCUGUAAUACAGCACAGUGUCAGACAAAUACUGGUUCCACCACGUGUCCCACUUAUUGUGCCCAGGCGAAUUACCAGAACCAAUAUCCAUGUAAUACUGCUGUGUGUGCCAAUACCAACACUGGAGGGGGAACAACCUGUCCAACAUAUUGUUCACAGUCCCAGUAUGCAAAUCAGUAUCCUUGUAACUCGGCCAUGUGUACGUCAGGAUCUAACUGCCCUGCUUACUGCUCCCAGCCCCAAUACGCAAACUCCCAGCAAUGCUUGAGUUGUAAUGGAGGAUCAACAACCCAGUGUCAGUAUGUGAGUUACUGCAGCGAUCCAAGCAAUGCCAACAAAAGUCCGUGCAACACGUAUCCGUGCAACAUGCUGAAUGGCAUGAAUACAGGAUCACAGAGUUCCUCCGACUACGAUAUGGGGUACUGCGGAUCGACCACUGUGGCGUGCGAAUUCACAGUCUUUGUUCCCAAUUCGAGUGCUAUUGACUACUUUUCAGUGUCGCUUAAUGGAAAUAGAGUCAUGAGAGACACACCAAGAUUUCAAUAUUUGUUUAAACGGCUUAUUGUUCGUGGACGGAUUUAUAUAGAAAAAAUGGGAAAUGGAAACCACCAGAUGCAGAUGCUGAAUGGCGAAACAAUUAGUCUCACUAAAACAAAUGACAGAGAUGUGAGGAUAUACUUUGGAGGAGCAUCAGCGAAUGUUAUUCACAUGGACGAGGGGGCAACUAAUGGGGUCAUGCAUAUCAUUGACCAGUUGUUAUUUGUUCAGGACGACCUAACGAGAAAUGUCAACUCAGCGGGUCAUGUGACAUUUUCCUUUUGGCUUGUGUUAGGGACGUUAUUGAUUGUUUGUGCUAUAAUCAAUGCGAGAUGAUUUAUGAGGAUUGUUGUUGCCAUGGAAACCAUUGUCCACAUAAACUUUUUAUAUAUAUAGUAUCCAUUUUUUUUUUACGGUGUAUAUAGAUGAAUAUUUUUAUAUAACAUAUUAUAUAUGUUUCUAUUUCUUGUAACUGAUCACUUUAUGAUCAAAUGUUUAAGUUUUGAUUUUUGUAAUUCUGUGUUAAAGAUUGCUAUACCAUACAUUCCCUUUUGGUACUGUUUUUCACUUUGUUAGGACAUUGAAAAUUGACCCCUUUUUUUAAAUUCAGAGAGAGCAGGACAAUUUUUUUUUAUUUACUCUUUUUGGCCGACCUCAUGAAAAAAUAUUACUAAUACAUUCCAAGAUUUCAAUGCCAAAAUGUUGAAUUUUUAAUUAAUCAUAAUAAAAAACGGCAUAUGUGCUCAAAGCAUGAAGAGGACAAAGUAUGCAAUAACAGGGGAGGUGAAUAUGUACAAUAUGUUUUUAAGUGUAACUCUGUAAGGCAUUCCCAUCUCCUUAAGUGUCUUUAAUUCUGUAGAAUAGCUGAGCAGGUUGAAUUUAUGGCCAUGAGUGUCAAGCUGAGUAGAACAAAAUAUAAGCAAUUCAAUUUCUUUCAUAAAUAUAAAGCAUUUGCGAAUGCUAUUCAGAUUUCAAAUGAUAGAAUGUUUUAAGAAAUACCCUUGAAUUUGAUAACGCUUAUUACAAAUCUCUUUUUGUAAAAAUUAGUGUCAUUUAGAUGUAAAGUGAGAAAUAUUCAAUGCUUGC
Molecule: messenger RNA, 3306 nt
Organism: Saccostrea echinata
Lineage: Eukaryota; Metazoa; Mollusca; Bivalvia; Ostreida; Ostreidae
Exons: 13
Coding region: 34-2556 (840 amino acids)
Source: RefSeq, a predicted model, not a curated record